This is a messenger RNA of Manduca sexta (tobacco hornworm), 3139 nucleotides long. Its product is annotated as probable ribonuclease ZC3H12C. Lineage: Eukaryota; Metazoa; Arthropoda; Insecta; Lepidoptera; Sphingidae. Gene Ontology annotation, cellular component: nucleus; cytoplasmic ribonucleoprotein granule. The transcript is spliced from 6 exons. Bases 145 to 1641 code for a protein of 498 amino acids. Gene Ontology annotation, molecular function: mRNA binding; RNA endonuclease activity. The record is from RefSeq and is a predicted model, not a curated record.
CUGCUGCCGUUUUUAAGACAGUUAUUCCAUUGUUGAAUUCAUUUUUUUGCUAUUUGGAUAAAUUGUUAGAAUUUCUUAGUUUGUAUCAAUAGUUUAGUAAAAGUUCUUUAUAUUUCAGUGCUAAUACAAAAUUCUUAUUACGAAAUGGGCAAACCGUCGUCGUCAUCACUAGCAAGAAAAUCUGUAUCCAAAAGUAAAUCCAAAAUGAAUAUAAUGUUACCAAAAAUGAAAGCUUCAAACAGAAAAAUCAAGCGAAGAAGAAAUAAAACCAUAAAGAAUAUAUUUAUGCAAUUAAGAAGCGAGAGUGAUGCCUCAGAGAAUAUUUCACAAAAUAUCUCGAUUAUCUCCCUUGAUAACUCAUUGCAUAAUAGUACAGAGACUUUAAAUGAUAGGCCAUCUAAAAGAACCCUGAGUCCAUCACCAGGCAACAGGAGAAAGAGACAGAAAUCCGACAGUGUUAUAAUAUUAAAUGAUGAAGACCUAAUAAUCAAUGAAGGUCUAUGUCCACAGACACCUAAAAAACCAUCAACCAUCCAAUGCUCCACACCUAUAAUAAACAAAGACAGUAAAACCUUAUCCGAACUCAUAGUGAACACAUUUCCUAAAAACAAUUCUUCCACAAUAAUAAAUUUAAACAAAGACAUUAAUUUAACCAAACAGAUUAACAGGGAUUCAUAUUUAACAAUAGAUUUAACUGAUGGUAAUGAAGCAUCUGGAAGUGUAAAUAAAACAGCAUCCACUAAUGACACCAAAGAAUCUGAGAAUACUGUUAUUGAUUUAGUUAACACAACAGAUUUACCGGAUUGUUCUAUUAUAUCUGUGACUAAACCAGAUGUGUCAGAACAUAGUUUGAGCGGAGAAUCAGAUGUUACAGUCUUAAGAAAACCGCAGCAAUCAAGCACAAAGCAAAUGCGUAAAAUCGCGAAUGGUAUCGCUCAGUUAGACUCAAUGGAGAAAGGCAAGCUGCUAGAGUUUAUUACGGAGAAAAUAUUUAAUGGUUGCAACAUGCCAAAACAUGUGAAAAAAAGUUUAACAAGUAUAAAGGACUCAAUCACUACAAACAGUGAUGAAAAUGAUCGGAUAAAGAAAAUUUUGUUGGGUCAGUCACCAUCAAGAAAUAGUGUGGGAAGUAACAUAUACCAUCCCGACAGAGGCAAUAAUAAUAAGUCUGGGCUGCGAAUGAUUGUCAUAGAUGGUAGCAAUGUGGCUAUGGAGCACGGGAAAGGAAAAGUGUUUUCUGUAGCUGGCUUGAAGAUAUGUAUAGAUUAUUUUUUAAAGCGUGGACAUAGAGUUAAGGCGUUUGUGCCCAGAUUCAGGUGUAAGUACGGUAAGAGUACGGACCCGAGACUCCUGGACCACCUCGAGAGGCAGGGGAUGGUCGUGUACACCCCCUCCAGGGAAAUAAAGGGGAAAACUAUCACGCCUUACGAUGACAGAUACAUAAUUCAAUGUGCAGCCGAGUUUGACGGUGUUAUAGUAACCGGAGACAACUACAGAGACUUGGCAGACGAAAAUUCAAAAUGGCGAUUUGUUAUAGAAAAUAGACUGUUGCCUUUCACUUGGGUGGACGAUAUGAUAAUGUUCCCUAAAGAUCCCCUGGGGAGGAAUGGACCGACCCUGCAAAAGUUUUUGAGCCAUUGAAAUUGUGAUAAAACUUUAUUUAUAAAGAGUAUUCAGAGUAUAGCGUGCUGGAUAAUAUCGUCUUAAACUGUCAAAAUGUAUGGAUAGCGAUAUAAUAUUAUCUACGAGUGCUUAUGGUUUUAAUUUGUUUAUAUUAUAAUUUAGUGUGAAGUGCAUCUCAUGUGGCGAGUAAAGAUAUUUGCAAGUUGCGGUCGAAAAACAGAUUUACGGUGUUUUAUUAACCAUAAAUUUUAUGAUUUUUUAAACUCGUUUAAUACAAUAUUUCGUGAUUUUUUAAUUUGUAAUAUACAUUAUGUGUAAAAUUUUAUUUGGGAGUGGAUCAAUGUGUUGCGCGUAACCUGCGGACAUUUUUCGUCAUUGCCAGUAUGUCAUUUUAACAUAGAAAAUAAGAUUCCAUAGGCACAUAAUUUAUUUAUUUAAAACGUAAAUGAAAAACCAUAUUCAAGUUUGUUAUGAAACAAACAGAAAAUUAAAUUUUCUGAAUUUCAUUUAUAGUAUUCUAAGUUUGUAAAUUUCAUUUUAUGUUUUAUAAUAAAAUGCGCUACCUCAAAAGAGUGAAUUGUGGCCAAAUUUUAUGUUAUUUAUUUGAUAUUAAUAUCGGUAAAUUAAUUCAAUCGAAAUUUAGGGUCACAUCUGGUUUUCAGCAUUCAUUAAUAAAUAAAGAUUGAAAAAAUAAAAGUUUAAAAUUGGCUAUAAAGAAUUAUUAACAGAAAUAUCGUAUAUUUAUAGAUUUCAAGUAAUAUAUGGAUAUUGAAAUGUUUUAUUUAAACCAUAAAAUAUCAAUAUUCAAAACAUCUUGAUACUUGAUGCGCGUGAAUAUAAUUAUUUACUCGGUAAAGUAUCGUGUUUAAAUUAGACAAUAGUUUAAUUAAAUUAUAGUUUCCGAGUUGGUAGAAUUGAUAUAUUCAUAUUUUUUAUUUGCCAAGACUGCUUCGGUGGCAUUAUACAACUGUAUUGUACGCUGUGACUACCGCUCUGAUAUCUCGCCUAUCAUUUUACAGGGUGGACCACAAAAAUGUGUGCCCUGGUUGCACCUCUACCUUUGGGGAUAGAGGCUGUGUGUUUUUUUUUUCUAAAUCUCAUGUGUGUCUGUUGUAAACCAAGAUCCUAAGUUUCAUUUCUGUAAUCCCAUAGUAUUUCACAGCGCCCGACAGAACGUUCUAUUUACAGAGAAAUAUUUGCGCAUACGCAUCCGUAAAUAUUUACAAGAUCUGAAUGGUGUUGAACGGCUUUUGUUGUACUUGAUACGGCGCAAUACUUUUGUAGCUUAUGUACAAUCAGGACUAUAGUAAUGCAGUGUUUUUAAUUCUUUUGUUUUUUUUUUACAUAGUACACAUAAACCUCAAUAACACGGUCAUUUCUAUAAUUUUAAUUAAGAUUAUGAUUUUUUUCCUGUUCUUUUUUCGUUAGCGUUGAACUUUGUUGCAAUAACAUGCGCUCAAUACACAUACAUCAUUGUAAGUCGGUAUUUAUAAAAUAAAGAUCGAUGUUUAAUAUA